Messenger RNA from Physcomitrium patens, 2712 nucleotides. Lineage: Eukaryota; Viridiplantae; Streptophyta; Bryopsida; Funariales; Funariaceae. The record is from RefSeq and is a predicted model, not a curated record.
AUGGUGUCAGACGCCAGCAAGAAGAAGGCCGCGGCCAAAAAGCUCGCUGCUGCCGAGAAGCGUGGAUCCAAAUCAGCGGCCGUUGUUGCACAGACGAAGCUGAAAGAUGUCACUAACGGUACCUCUGCGGACACCCUGGCGGAAGAGUUGGCUGCUGCUAACAUAACUGACCGGACUUGUACGGGUGUUCUAGCAUCUCAUGCCCAGUCAAGAGAUAUCCACAUCGAGUCCUUAUCUGUAACAUUCCAUGGUCACGAGCUGGUGGCAGACUCAACUUUGGAACUGAAUUACGGAAGACGAUACGGUUUGCUUGGACUGAACGGUUGUGGAAAAUCUACGCUUUUGACCGCUAUCGGUCUUCGAGAAGUCCCAAUCCCGGAGCAUAUGGAUAUAUACCAUUUGACCAGAGAGAUCGACGCUACAGACAUGACGGCGCUUCAGGCUGUCAUGAAUGUGGAUUCAGAGAGGCUUCUCCUGGAGAAAGAGGCUGAGAAGCUCUCCCAACAAGAUGACGGUGGAGGCGAGCCCUUGGAGCGUAUUUAUGAGAGGUUGGAGGCCAUGGACUCUGCCACAGCAGAAAUGCGGGCAGCCCAGAUCUUGCAUGGUCUUGGAUUCACUAAGAAAAUGCAAAACAAAAAGACGCGAGACUUUUCGGGAGGGUGGAGAAUGAGGAUUGCUUUGGCUCGUGCUUUGUUCAUGAACCCAACAAUCCUCCUACUGGAUGAACCCACCAAUCACUUAGAUUUGGAGGCUUGUGUGUGGUUGGAGGAGACCCUGAAGAAAUUUGAGCGGAUCCUGGUUGUUGUCUCUCACUCCCAAGAUUUUUUGAAUGGUGUGUGCACAAACAUCAUUCACAUGCAAAACAAACAGCUCAAGUUUUACACAGGAAAUUAUGAUCAGUACUGUCAAACAAGGGCUGAAUUGGAAGAGAAUCAGAUGAAGCAGUAUCGUUGGGAGCAAGAGCAGAUAUCAGCUAUGAAGGAAUAUAUCGCUCGAUUUGGGCACGGUUCUGCAAAGCUCGCUCGUCAAGCUCAAAGUAAAGAGAAAACGCUAGCCAAGAUGGAAAGAGGUGGACUCGCAGAAAAGGUUGUUAGGGAUAAGGUUUUGACUUUCAGGUUUACGGAUGUUGGAAAACUGCCACCACCCGUUCUUCAGUUUGUUGAUCUGAAGUUUGGCUACACACCCGAUCAGCUUAUAUAUGAGAAGGUUGACUUUGGCGUUGAUCUUGACUCUCGCAUAGCCCUCGUGGGACCCAAUGGAGCUGGAAAGAGUACUCUCUUAAAACUCAUGACUGGUGAGUUGGAGCCAUUGGAUGGUAUGGUCCGUCGGCACAAUCAUCUUCGAAUUGCUCAAUAUCAUCAGCACCUUGCAGAGACCUUAUCCCUUGAAAUGUCAGCACUUCAGUAUAUGAUGUCGGAGUACCCUGGCCUCGAGGAAGAGAAGAUGCGGUCUGCCAUUGGGCGCUUUGGACUCACUGGUAAAGCUCAAGUUAUGCCUAUGGGCAAUCUCUCUGAUGGGCAGAAAAGUCGUGUUAUUUUUGCGUGGUUGGCGUGGAGACUACCCCAUCUGCUCCUUCUGGAUGAGCCAACUAAUCAUUUGGAUAUUGAAACUAUUGAUUCUCUUGCUGAGGCUCUUAACGAGUGGGACGGAGGUCUUGUUCUUGUCAGUCACGACUUCAGGCUCAUCAAUCAGGUUGCCAAAGAGAUCUGGGUGUGCGAGAAAAAGACGAUCACUAGGUGGAAUGGUGAUAUUAUGGAUUUCAAGAGACAUCUCAAGAGAUCUGCGGGACUGUAGGUUAUAGAUGGUGAGUUUUGUGCCGGUGGCUACCUUGCUUGCAAGUUCAGAGAGCUCGCGCUGCUACCGAAGAAGACUUUUAGAGAUAAUGACGCAAAUGUUGGGGGUGGAUGUAAUAUUUGAAGUUUGAACUCGUCUCACCCUAGAUACCAGCAACAUUUUUCCUCCGUGAAACGUUCCAAGCGUCAGCUUCUGAAAUGAGCUCCUACAAACGCUGUGGUGCUCCUUGAUUGCCACAAAAUGGCUUAGCUGCGGCGAAUGUUGGAAUUAGAUUAAGAUCGUGGAAGCAUGAUUUUUAUUUGAGAUUUUUUGGAUAGAGAAACCUGCAGUACAUGCUAUUUUUUGUACAUGUGCGUGAGUUGGUUUCUGGACACGUUCCAAGUGGGUUGCAAUAUUGCACAGCCACGCCGCGGAAAUGUGGAGGCUGUCGAUUCUCCUGGUAUUUCAUUCAUGACAUAGUAGUUUUCUGGAGGAUGUGACCGACGGGCACCCUUUCUACUCAGUUGGGUCAGCAUUCCCACUUCAUAAGGUAUGCAUUCUGCAGAGACCAUUUUAAAGAGUCCUUAGUAAGGCUCAUUUUUGUAACUUUUCAAUACGAAUUAGUUGACCUUCAUAUUUCUUUCAUUCUCUACUACCUGGCGUUUCAGGUCAUCUUCGACAGUUUAUUAAAAUAGUGUAAAUGCUUAAUAUUCAUGGAGUCCUGUAGUUGACAUUUGGAGAGGGUCGAUUCUGGAAAUUCAAGAAUCUUUUCCAUAUGCAAUUUUGCGUCGACUAAUCUGUCUGCUCGCCAGGGUCCUGACGUUGGUAACGUGUGAUUUGGCUCGAGCAUGUAGUCGUCGUUGCUUGUAGAUAAAACUAUGCUCUUUGAAACCACGCUUUGUGAAGUAACACAAGCUCUAUCAAAGCUGGGCUGGUUCA